AUGUCACCGGGAACAACAAAUUCAAGUCUUUUACCAAUUAUGCGUAAUGAAUAUAGUCUUGAUAGCGUGUGCUGUACAAGACGAACUUUACAUACAUUUUCACAUAUGUGGAUUGUUGAAAAUUUCUCAUCAUAUCUUGAAGAUCCUGAACCAAUUAUUUGUUUAUCAUCAUCACCAUUUAGUCCCGUAUCAGGUUGUAGUGUAGCAACACAAUGGCGUCUUGUUUGUUAUCCAAAAGGUAAUUAUGGUGCAUCAUCAAAUUAUAUGUCAAUAUUCCUUGAAUACAUCAAAGGUGAACGUGACAUAAAAGCUAAAGCUGAAUAUUCACUUGUUAAUCGUAAAUGUGAAUUAACUGAAAUGCGUAAAGAUGCACAAUUUUCAAUUUAUAAAUGUGGUAAUUCACGUGGUUUUAUAAAUUAUGUUAAAUUUGAUACAUUAACAUUAGUCGAGAAUGAAACACUCGAUGAUGAUAAACUUAAAAUUUAUGUACGUAUAACAAUUAUGGAUGAUGCUAUAACAGAAGAAACUAAAUAUCAAGAAUUUGAUGAUAAUGAAAGUGUUAAUUUUACAACACGUGGUUUUGAAAGUCUUGUUAAAGAUUUUACUCAACUUUUACUUCAAUCAACAUCAAAAAUGAGUGAUAUUAAAAUAAGAGUUACUGUACCAUAUGGAGAUUGUAAUAGUGACGAUUCAUUUGAAUCUCCUGUUACUUUUCAUGCACAUAAAUUAAUUCUUGCUGCACGAUCACCUGUAUUUGCAGCAAUGUUUUCUAAUCGUACAUUAGAAAAUACAACAAAUACAAUUGAUAUUAAUGAUUUACAUCCAAAUACAAUUCAAUCAAUGCUUGAGUAUAUGUAUACAGGCAAAGUAACUGAUAUAAAAAAUUCUACAGUUGAAUUAUAUCGUUGUGCUGAUAAAUAUCAAUUAGAAGAUUUACGUUCACAAGCUGAAAUGGCAUUAAUGAAUUCAUUAUCGAUUGAUACAAGUGCAGAAAUUUUAUUACUUGCUGAUCAACAUCAUUCGGAAGAUCUUAAAUCUCGUGUUAUUCAAUUUAUUGUUAGUGGUAAUCUUAAGGCUAUAACACAAACAGAUGGUUGGCAUAGAUAUGUUGCUUGUACUCCUGAUUUAGUUACUGAAGUUAUACAAGCAACAGCUAUUGAAUAA
Molecule: messenger RNA, 1164 nt
Organism: Adineta steineri
Lineage: Eukaryota; Metazoa; Rotifera; Eurotatoria; Adinetida; Adinetidae
Source: the annotation of a GenBank genome assembly